ACUCGGUUUCUCUGUUUUUCUCUUUCUACUUCCAAUUUCCCUUUCCCUCUUGCUCCAGCCCUCAGACUGGCAGCAACUUUGUGAGUUGUCCAACGUUUCCUCAAUUUGAAAAUCUGCCAGCUCAAUAACCACAGUCCCACCCACCUCAGCCCAGCAUCUCCGCGUAGAGAAAGCCCUCUCCGGAUGCCAAGGUGCAGAGAUUACUCAGGAUGCCACUCCUGGCCUCUCCAUCUGGCCCCAGAUAAGAUAAGGGGAGGGCUCAGCACUAUAAACAGGCCCCCAUCCUUCCCCCGGCCCAGGCUUCACUAGCCGAGCCCACACCAACCAGGAUCAGCAUGGCCGUCCGUCUGUGGGUGGUCGCCCUGGCCUUGGCUGCCCUCCUCGUUGUGGACAGAGGAGUGCCAGUGUCAGGAGAAAAGCUCGUUUUCUCAAGAAUGCCCUACUGUGAGCAUAUGGCAGAGUCGCCAGACUGUUCCCAGACAUCCAACCUGGUCUGUGGCACUGACGGGGUCACAUAUGCAAGUGAAUGCCAUCUUUGCUUAGCCCGGAUGUAAGUCCACCCCCCACCUUCCCCUGUGUUUGCUUGCGUGGGGCUCCAUCUCUGCUGCAUACAAGUCUGAAAGGAGCAAGACUUGAUCUGCCUCCUCCUUCACACACACCUGACCUAGGAAGAAUCCCCAACAUUUGCUCCUAACAGAAUGAGCACAAGUGUAAUUCAUGCACAUGGUUCUAAGCAGAAAGCUGCAGCUGGUGAGAGGUGGGGAGUGAAGACACUGAUCCUGACUAGGUGACUUCAUUUGAUUAUUAAUUCAUCCAGUCAACAAUUAUUUAUUGAGCACCUAUUAUGUACUAGACACUGAGGAAACAACAGGGCAUAAGCUAGACAGCAUCACUGGCCUUCUGGGGCAGUCAGUCAGUCUAAUGGGGAAGCCAUGUUGACUGUUAGCUAACUAUAGAAUAGAAUGCUAAAGGCUUGUAUG
This is a messenger RNA of Myotis davidii, 980 nucleotides long. RefSeq names its product serine peptidase inhibitor, Kazal type 4 (gene SPINK4). Lineage: Eukaryota; Metazoa; Chordata; Mammalia; Chiroptera; Vespertilionidae. The transcript has 3 exons. The coding region runs from base 336 to 554 and encodes 72 amino acids. Gene Ontology annotation, molecular function: protein binding; serine-type endopeptidase inhibitor activity. The record is from RefSeq and is a predicted model, not a curated record.